Cylicocyclus nassatus is the source of this 5017-nucleotide messenger RNA. The record is from the annotation of a GenBank genome assembly. NCBI's taxonomy places the organism in Eukaryota, Metazoa, Nematoda, Chromadorea, Rhabditida, Strongylidae.
UCAUUGCAACUCAAGAGUUCCUCUGUAUUCAGGCGACAUUGAACCCAUAAUGGGUGACCAGAACGGUCGUCUAGACUCGCCGCAGAGUCAAGAAGCCGAAAGUUCAGCCAGUCCGCCUAGCCUUGAUCGAAGUCGGGAGAAAGAAGCAAAUAGAUCAAACACGUCCAGUCCACUGUUGCACACUGAACCACUUCCACUGGAUGAUCAGUCGCAUUGUCCUUAUUGCCAUCAGGAUUUCAGAAAACCUAGAGUAUUAGACUGCCUGCAUUCGAUGUGCGAGGACUGCAUAAUAGCACAGCUGGAUGGUAGACGAGAUGCGCAAAAAGCUUCAGAUCAAGACAAACGCAAUCCUAACGACUGUGAACUGGAAACUCCCAAAUGUAAAGAGCGUCCCACACCACCAGGAGUAAUUCGUUGUCCAAUCUGCGCUCAGGAGUCGCAUGUCGGUAAUGACGUCAGAUAUGUGCACACUAUGCUGCUUGACUAUGUGCGGCUAGCAGAGAACGAAGAAGCGAUAGGAGAGCGUAGAUGUCGAGCAUGUAAAUCGGAGCAGCCCUCCAUAGCUGUCUGCAAGCAGUGUCAGUCGGAUUUGUGCUCCAAUUGUCUUACAGCUCAUGGGGUGAUGCGUAUGUUCGAGGGUCAUGAGGUCAUGACUUAUGUUGAAAUGGAGCAGCGUGGUCAGAGAGGAGAAGUACGCCCGGUACAAUGCCCAACCCAUUCGCUUCCAUAUAAAAUGUUGUGUGCUACAUGUGAAACGCUAUGCUGUAAGGUGUGCCUCGAAAUGGAGCACCUUAAUCAUAAGGUAGUGGAAGUCAACGCUAGAGUUGUUUACACCAUUCAGUCUGAAAUAGAAAAACUGGCCGAUAAAGUGGAGAAGAAGUGGCGUGAUUCAAUGGCGGAAUGGAGUGCGAUACCUGAUCGCUCCGCAAGUCUCCAUGAGCAGUAUGAAACUGCGAAAGUUCACAUAGAAAUGGCAUUUGAUGACCUUUUGAAAGCACUUGAAGAAGCUAAAUCCAACAAGCUAGCACAGCUUGAAGAAGCUCGCCAAAAACAAGAGGUUGCGAUCGAAGAUUUGUACAGAAAAAUGAAUUUGAAUGAGGCCAGAGUGAGCGACGCUCUCAGAUUUGCUCGUAAUCUGCUUUCGAAAUCCAAUGGAAUGGAACUCCUAGCUAGUCGUCGCAAAGUUGUGCAACAACUAAACAAUCUGGCACAUACAAUGCCAGCUUUGGGAAUCCAGGUUGAGCUCGAAUAUCAGCCACUAUCGAAAAAACAACUAGACACGCACAUGAAUGCUCUCUGUGGGAACGUAAUCGGCCGGAUGGUAUCAGCGAAUGUCAAAGAAACUAUCUCAGUCCAACAGCCGGUCACUGCGCAGCCUUCACAGGCUCCGUCUGACUUUGCUCAGAACAAAGCCAACGCUACAAUAUUGCCAGGUGUGGCCGCUGACUGGGGUCGCCCGCUUAGCAACGGUCAUGGAUCUUGCAACGAUCUCGGUGCAAUCGGGGUAGAGAGGAAGAAAACUAGCACUUCGUCUGCAUGGGGUUUGCCUUCAUCGCGCAUUAGUGGUCCUGGAGGUGACGCUUUUGGAUGGCCACCAAGUAGUCAUCCACCAGAUCUUCCGUCACCAUCACCACCCAUUCCGCUCAAAGAUGUUGUCCCUCCGAGUUUUACUGUGGGAGCUGCUGGAGUCAUAGGGCAGCCAGUCAGCACCAAUUCUUCCGUAGCGUCUACAGGAGGAAAUCCUUUACUCACUGGAGCAUCGAGCACAGCUUCAAUGAUAUACAAUAAUUACCAAUGGCCACCGUCUUCAAACCCUGCGCAGGCAUCAGCAGAUCUUCGUCUCUUCCCACCAAUGACCCAUCCGUCUUCGGUGGUUGGGGCGAAUCAGUUGAAGCUGGCUCAGGCUCAAGCACAAGCGGCACAGCUCCAAGCGCUCCUUCUCCAGAACAACGGACUUGGAAAUCCCAGUUUGUUGAUGGCGCGCUUGAGAUCGCUUGCUCCUGGAGUUGACCCGUUGCUCGCACUCGGAGGACUUUCGCUUGCAGGCGGUCCGGGCGAGGGAGGUGCCUUACUUGGUAGUGCUCAACGAGCUUCACCACAGGAGCUUCUUAACCCUACACGAGUGCCUGAAUUGAAGAUACAUAGUGUAUUUGGCACAAGCCAGCAAGGAAGUUCAAUGCGCGAACUACACUGCCCCUCUGGUUUUUGUUUGUCUGAGAGUGAUGACAUUUUGAUUGCGGAUACAAACAAUCAUCGUAUUGUUGUAUGCGGGCCACCACAUCCCUGGAAAAUAGGAAGACCAGGAACGGAUGAUGGUCAACUAUGUUUUCCGAGAAAAGUGAUUGCCCUGAAAGGUGAAGUCACGAGAUAUGCAGUACUUGACAAAGGCGUAGACGGUAAGACCAGGGCUCAGUUAUUCGAUCAACGAGGAGAGUUCAUCAAACGGAUCAACAUGGUCCCUCUGGUGCCGCGCGGCGGUAUUGAAGUUUCAGCCGCCUCAUGCACUACGGCUGGAUAUCUGCUUCUUGUGGACACCAGCGGAGUGGUUUACUGCAUCGAUGUUGAUGUACCGAGGGUUGUGUUUUGGUUUGAUGCCUCCACUCAUCUUGGGGAAGCUAGCGAUGUGGCAAUCUACGAGAAAAAUGUCUACAUAACCGACUUCAAACAUCACUGUGUCCAAGUAUUCAACACUGAUGGUCAGUUUAUCCGUAAACUGGGGGAACCGUCUCAGACUCCAUAUCCGAUUGGGAUUGAUGUUUCGAAGAAUGGUGAUGUCCUGGUGGCAGACACCCAUGGAAAUCAUCUUCAUGUCGUGGUGUUUGCAGCUGACGGUACUUUGCAGCAGUCCUUCACACACAAUGAAUUUAGACUAUCUCGUUGUGUCGGUCUUCGAGUGGCUGGUAGCGGCCACGUCGUCACUCUCUGCAAGCACAAUCAUACUCUUUUUGUUUUCAAACCUCUCUACAUACGUUAGAACCACCUUUGCCUUUGGAGCACCAUAAGGUGCACGUCUUCGCUGUCCAGUGGCUCUGUAAGGGUACAGCGUACACUAGCGCUAGUUCUUUUUUCUUUGCAGCGCUGUGGUAAUUGCAAUUUGCUUACAUUUUUCUACUCCAGUUCCCUGCUCCUGCAGUUGUCCUCCAAAGUGCAUGCUCCGUUCAACCUCGUUAUAUCGACGCGCCUUUUAUCAUUUGUGUGAACCCUUUUCUUUUCUUUCUCCAAAAAUUUUGAUGCCUAGUUUUGCUCAUAUUUUCUCGCUAGCGUGUCGAUCUCUCUUGUAGACGAGUUGCCCGUGUUUUUGGCGUUGCUCGGGUCAGUCAGUGAUGUUUGCGUUUGAUGUUCAUGUCGCCAUCAAGUUUAUGGAGUGUUUUAUGUGUACAUAUUAGAGAAGCUUUGACUUAGCUCGUAUUAGUGCAAUUUUUCAAUGCGCAAAGUGAAUCAAAACUUCACACGUCUUGUAUGUUUUCUUCAUUGAGUCAAAGCAGUACUACUACGCUAGUUUUUCAUACACGCUAUCUUAAGCCAUUCGUGGGCAAAAUGGCGUGUUUGGAUAUUCAUGAAGCGCUCCAUAACAAAUAUGUCUGCGCUGAGGGUGGUAUUUUGCAGUGCCAAUGAAUACGCCUUUAGCAAUAUAGUUUCUUCUAUUGCAUAUCUUCUUCAUGCACAUACAUGUUUGGUUCUACAUUUCUUUCUACAAAUUACGGUAAUCACAUAGAUUUUCUCGGUGUUUCCUUAUUUUCUGUUCCUUUUUUUCAGCUUACAUUUGCUCACCUACAGUUGCUUAGAUUGUUAUUCUUACUAGUUAUUGGAUCAGUUAGGGUAUCAUCUAUAUUUCUCCGGCGUUGUCCUUCACUUACGAUGUCUCAUCUCUCUAAAUAGGUUUUGUGUAAAUUAAUGACUUGCAUCGUGCCGCGUGUCUUGUACAGUAUGGCACUCUUCAUUUUUUUUCUUUUAGAGCGCCGAGCGCAUACUUUUCCUGGAAUGCUUGGGUUUGAGGUUUCCCUCAUUUACCAGUGUUUUUGUUCCAAUCUUCCAUCCCAUUCAAUGUCGCGCGGCUCCGUUUUGUUUCUCUCUUUUAUUCAAGGGAGGGAGCGUAAGCGUUGAUUAAAGUUUUGCUUGUGAAUUUUCGGCAUUGAUUAUGCGUCCAGUUUUUGUAACUGUAUCAGUCGUUCUGUUAAGCAUAGUUAUUGUGAUCGUUGUGUAGAGUUCCAGUUACGUUAUGAUUUGUACCAGUUAUCCGGUUUUGAUUGUAUGCUCUGUUUUCAGAUCUUUUUUAUUUGUUAAUACUUUAUCGCGUAGUCGUCUAGCCAUUGAUUCUAGCCAUAUUGGUGUGUGCGGGAUAGAUUGUUUUUCUGCAACUUUCACAUAACUUCCGAAGUUUUGAUUUCAUGAAAGGAAGUCUAUCUCUUGGUUUGGCCGUCCCUGCACGCACUAAUGUCUUCUUUCCAAUCAAUGCCUAUGCAUUCCAUACUAUGCGACUUUUGAAAAGUUAUUAAGUCUGGUGCUUGUCGUGUCUGUGUCCCUUAUCAUUACACCGCUGCAAAUCACUAUUUCUAAUCAGAGUGGUAUCAUUUCUUUCGCUGUAUCUAUCCUAUAGUCCUAUAGUGUUACCCUCGUUGCUCACAUAUAAUUACUAGAUGAUAUCAGUGGUAAUGAUUACCGAUUUUCCGCACUAGUUGUAGACUUUACUAUAAAAUGCUAUUACCUAUUUACGUGUUGCUGUAUAAUUUUCAUAUUUAAUCAGAUCUUAAUUGAGUUUAUUACGUAUAUUAUCUUAUCAUUCAUGACCAUUCAUUUUUAUGCGUCAAUGUUACAGUUUGCAGAUCAUGUGAAUGAGCAGAAAUAUGUCACAUUGAAAGCUUUCUUAGGAAUUUGCCUUUUGUAAGACUAUUACGUCAUUUACUCAAACAUAUGGGAGUUCUUCUCUUCAGUAUAACCACUUAGCCACCGCGCUCAUAUACACACUGAUUAGUUUGCAGUUGGGUUCUCGUGCUAUUUUUCAAUAAAUAUGAGUGUU